This is a messenger RNA of Mercenaria mercenaria, 558 nucleotides long. RefSeq names its product guanylate-binding protein 3-like. Bases 1 to 558 code for a protein of 185 amino acids. NCBI's taxonomy places the organism in Eukaryota, Metazoa, Mollusca, Bivalvia, Venerida, Veneridae. Gene Ontology annotation, molecular function: GTP binding; GTPase activity. The record is from RefSeq and is a predicted model, not a curated record. The transcript is spliced from 5 exons.
AUGCCGAAUGAAGAGAGAGAUACCCCAUCGACAUCAGAAGAAAAGAGGACCGAACAGCAUCCAGGCAGCGGUAUUCCUAAGACGGACACUAGAACAAGCCAGGAAAGAGGUUGGUCACAUCACGAAAUGGACGUCUUCAAAAGGCCAAUGUGUUUGAUAAGCACUGGGACGAAGAAUGUUCUAUCGAUUGAAGAGGAUGUCCUGGGGCAAAUAUCAAGAAUAGACUGGCCAUUGGUUAUAAUUUCCGUUGUUGGACUUUACCGAACGGGGAAGUCUUAUCUAAUGAAUAGGUUAGCACAAGCAAAUGAAGGGUUCGCCCUUGGUAAUACCAUUGAGUCGAAAACAAAAGGCAUAUGGGUCUGGUGUCGUAUUCAUCCUGAAAAACCGAACACCGUCUUAGUUUUGCUUGACACUGAAGGUCUUGGUGAUGUUAAAAAGGGAGAUCCCAACCACGACAACCGAAUUUUCACUUUAGCCGUUUUGCUUUGCAACACUCUGGUAUACAACAUGAAGGGUGCAUUUGACCAGGAUGCUGUAAAUAAGCUAACGUAUCCUUAA